Elaeis guineensis (African oil palm) is the source of this 1771-nucleotide messenger RNA. RefSeq names its product protein RICE SALT SENSITIVE 3. NCBI's taxonomy places the organism in Eukaryota, Viridiplantae, Streptophyta, Magnoliopsida, Arecales, Arecaceae. The record is from RefSeq and is a predicted model, not a curated record.
UCCUCUUUUUCUUAUCCUCUCUCUCCGUCGGGGGCACCGGGAAAAGCUGAGGCUGGGGCGCGGAUGCGAAGCAUUGCAGCGAAGAAGGGGGUGGCGAAUAACAGACAGGCACCAGAGAAAGGAAUAAACGAGAGAAGGGUCAAGUGGCCCGGCUGUUCUCUUUUACCUGCUGCUGCUAACGUGGGAGUGGGGUUUGGUUUACUGUGGAUGCGAGGGAUAAAAUCAAAAGAACCGGUUCCGUAGGGGGAAAAAAGGAGCCACGCCAAAGAGUAAGAGUGGGAGAGAGAGAAUUUUAGAGAGAAUUAGAGUUCUAGAGAGAGAAGAUGGUGGGCUCGGGCGCAGGAGGGGAUGGUAGGAGCAAAGAGGCGGUGGGGAUGAUGGCUCUCCACGAGGCCCUCAGGAACGUCUGCCUCAACUCGGACUGGACUUACUCCGUCUUCUGGACCAUCCGUCCUCGGCCGCGAUGCAGAGGAGGGAACGGUUGCAAGGUGGGCGACGAUAAUGGCAGCUUGAUGUUGAUGUGGGAGGAUGGGUUCUGCCGGUCGAGGGUGGUGGAGUGCUUGGAGGAGAUGGACGGUGAGGAUCCGGUCAGGAAGGCCUUCAGCAAGAUGUCCAUUCAGCUGUAUAAUUAUGGAGAAGGAUUGAUGGGUAAGGUAGCCUCUGAUAAGUGUCACAAAUGGGUCUUCAAAGAACCUUCUGAAUGCGAACCCAACAUCUCCAACUACUGGCAGAGCUCUUUUGAUGCUCUUCCUCCUGAAUGGACUGAUCAAUUUGCAUCUGGAAUUCAGACUAUUGCUGUGAUUCAAGCUGGCCAUGGGCUCCUACAGCUGGGUUCUUGUAAGAUUAUACCCGAGGACUUGCAUUUUGUGCUGAGAAUGAGACACAUGUUUGAGUCACUGGGUUACCAGUCCGGCUUCUUCCUCUCUCAGCUAUUCUCCUCAACCAGGAGCAGCUCACCUUCAUCAUCCGCGCCCCUCAAACAGACUCCGACUCGCCCUCCGCCCCCAAUCUUUGAUUGGAACCACCCGCCGCUCCCUUCCACCUCCCCAGUCGCUCCCCCGCCUUUCCACCCUUCAUCUCGGAUCGGCUUUCCGAACAACAGAGAUGACGCCCAGCUCUUCCUCCUCCCUCAUUCCUCGGAGGCCCCUCCCAUGGAUGACAUGAUCGCCGACCACGAGCCCGACUUGAAGUGGCCUAGUGGCCUGUCCUUCUUCACCGCUCUUACCGGAAGGACCGAUGAUGCGAAGCUUCUCUUUGGCACCGAGGGGCUGGGCAACAAGCCACCAGCUCAACAGCACCCGCUUAUGAUGGCCGGAAAGAAUCUAGCUGCUGGUUCUCCCAUGAACAUUGCGGACGAGGUGAAGGCGGUUGCUGAAGCUUCGAACUUUCAAAGCCAGGGAAACAGAUGUGAAACCAGCGCGGCGCUCGGUGCAGCUGGCAGCACGGAGGACUACUUGAGCUUGGAAAGCCAUUCCAACAGGGCAAGGAAAAUGGAGAGCAGCAAGUUCAAAAGAAGCUUCACAUUGCCUGCGAGAAUGACUUCAUCUUCCUCCUCGUCUUCUUUGGAUCAUCACCAUGUAGCAGCACCUCAAGCCAUGGAGUACCGGAGCUCCGAGGCUGGGAUUUACUCGGACAUCAUGGAGACCUUGGAAUAAUAUUCUGAGAGGUGGAAGUGUGAGAGGAGGGUGUAACCUAGGGGAAGAUCCUUUCAGGUGUCAGCUUUGUUUCCUUCUCUUAAUAAUUUACCUCGCUUUCAAGUGCUUGUUUUCUA